Molecule: messenger RNA, 468 nt
Organism: Quercus robur (English oak)
Lineage: Eukaryota; Viridiplantae; Streptophyta; Magnoliopsida; Fagales; Fagaceae
Exons: 1
Coding region: 1-468 (155 amino acids)
Molecular function (GO): nucleic acid binding; RNA-DNA hybrid ribonuclease activity
Source: RefSeq, a predicted model, not a curated record
AUGAAGAUAAAUUACGAUGGUGCAAUUUUCUCAGAAGAGGGUAGAGCCGGACUAGGAGUGGUGGUUCACAAUUCGGAUGGCGUAGUAAUCGCUUCACUGUCUCAGCAAAUACCUUUGCCAGCAACUGUUACUCAAGUAGAAGCACUGGCAGCGAGGAGAGCAACUGAAUUUGCAGUAGAACUUGGCAUCACUUCCGCAGUGUUAGAGGGAGAUUCAGAUAUCAUUCACAGGGAGCUGAUAGGCACAGAACCGUCCCUAGCUUUACAUGGUCAUAUAAUUCAUGAUGUAAAACAGUUGGCUUCUUACUUUGCUUGUAUACAUUUUGUCCAUGUUCGUAGACAAGGAAAUAAUGUCGCCCACGCUUUGGCAAGAAAGGCAAUUACCUCGCCCGAUUUAAAUGUCUGGAUGAAAAAUGUACCACCAGAUAUCCUUCAUGUAGUUCAGGCUGAUUUAGCCUCUUAUGCUUAA